AGCAUAACGCAUUCCCUUUAUGUUCGCAGGCUACGGCUGCGUGCUAGGAAACAUGAGACGGGUGAGUUAUACAGAGUCCGGGGCGCCGAGCGGCGGGCCGCUGAAUAAAGCUGAGAGGCAGCGGCGGUUCGUGUGGUUUCAGCUCAGGAACUUAAAACGUGAACAUGUGAGCAGGGAAUGGGCGACUGGACUCGGGAUUAUACACGACACAGAGACACACAGGGAGGGGAGCUGAGCAGGAGAGACGCGAGGAUACUGUGCGAGCUCCAAUCAACGCCAUCCAAAAGGAGGUUUAUUGUGCAGUGACCACGGGGGAAUAUACCUCGGCGAAGAUGAAUACCAUUGUUUUUAACAAGUUGAGCAGCCAGGUCCUGUUCGAGGAGAAGGCAAAGGAGGCUGAGAUGAGCAGCAGAAACUAUUUAGAAGUCAUGGACGGGCAACAUCCAGACCUUCUUUCCAGUAGCCAAGCCAUGAAAGACAACGCUGCCAGACACAGGAGAGCUGGGGGUCGUCCAAACGGCGGAAAGGUGCGACAUAAACGUCAGGCUCUUCAGGACAUGGCCCGUCCACUGAAGCAGUGGCUAUACAAGCACAGAGACAACCCUUAUCCCACCAAGACGGAGAAGAUACUGCUGGCUCUCGGCUCUCAAAUGACCCUGGUACAGGUGAGGACCUUGCCCUAUGAACCAUCCCUCUCUGCCUUCAAAGCAGUUGUUUUAUUUGCGGCCAACUGUUUUCCCCUACACGUCCCGGACCUCACCAACGUACACGUUGUCUUCCUCUGCGUGGCCAGGUCCAUCGGAGUGGUGGUCGGAGGCACGCAGAAGCCGCGGGCAACGGGCAAAGACGAGCGGUACUGGCGGGAGAUCAACGCCGCCAUGGCGCUCACCAACCUGGCCCAGGUGGACGCCGCCGCCGGCACCACCAGCUGCAUCAUCCAGAAGUCGUCCCACAUAGCCGAGAUCAAGACUGUCAAAGUGCCCAUGGUGCAGAGAAGUACUAGCAUGGGGAGGAGCGUUGGGUACCCCUCGCACACCAGCCACACCACCCAACCACCCACUCCCUCUUGGGGAGGGAAGGACGAUGCAGAAUAAAACAUUCCUCAGAGUUUAACUCGGUACCUAGAAAAGAAGAGAAGGUUUGUGAAGAAAGUGGGGAGGAAGGAGGGACGGAAGGAAGGAAGGACAAGAGAAGGCUUCCUGUGAGUCGAUGUGUGACACGUGUGUUGGAAAGGCUUCAGGUGAGUCAGGCGACCGGGACGAUGAAGACCCCCUCUGCGUUCCUCGCUAGUGGGACGUGUUUAUAUGAGGCGCAACCGGGGCAACGACCUGACCCCUUUUUAUUUGUGUUUUUUUACCCGGUGGGCUUGUGCGUUUUGCGGUUGGACACGAUGGACAAGAAUGACGUCAGUAUUUCCUAAACGAGACACUUUUGUAAUGUUAACUUAUUUUGAUUGCGUACGAUUUUCUUUCCUUGGUUACUUUUUUUUUAUACUAUGAAAGUUGUAUCUCGCCAAAGUGCCUUUUCUUUUUGAAGCAGCAUCAAAGAGCUGAUUCUAAAGGUGCCUCUUUGGAAAAACGGUGAAGGAUAUUUUCUACUUCAAUUUAUCUCAAUAUAAAUAUAUACAGAUGUUAAGAGGCAUGGACAUUAUUCAGGAUUGUUUUUUUUUAUGAAUGAACCCAUGCAAAACGGUUUGUGCCUUAGCGAGUGAAUGAGCUCUGCCUUUUUUUGCGAGAGACCUCAUGAACUCAAAUAGCACUCUGUACACACACACACACACACACACACACACACACACACACACACACACACACACACACACACACACACACA
Messenger RNA from Gadus macrocephalus (Pacific cod), 1833 nucleotides. It is a transcript of the gene mkxa, whose product is annotated as mohawk homeobox a. Gene Ontology annotation, cellular component: nucleus. Lineage: Eukaryota; Metazoa; Chordata; Actinopteri; Gadiformes; Gadidae. Gene Ontology annotation, molecular function: DNA-binding transcription factor activity, RNA polymerase II-specific; RNA polymerase II cis-regulatory region sequence-specific DNA binding. Gene Ontology annotation, biological process: regulation of transcription by RNA polymerase II; cell development; muscle organ development. The record is from RefSeq and is a predicted model, not a curated record.